ACAAUCAUUUAUUGUUUUUAAUUUUAUUGAAACUUGAAAGAUUUGCCAUACCGCUGCCCCUUUAGCUGCCUAAAUUUAUUUCAUUUAUGUAUUUAGCGAAUGAAAAUGUUCAUUUCCAAGUUAAACUCAUUUAUGUAUGAGCGACCAUUCAAUUUUUCAAGAUAAACAAUCCGAAUUAUUUUCUAAUAUGUAGUUCUCAAUCCCUGUAUAUGCAUCCAUGUAUAAAUAUCUAUCUAAAACCAAAGAAAGAAUAAGAUUAAAGAAAAAACACAUCAAAACCAAAAUAGAAUAAUGGCAGGAUCAUCGUCUACCAAUCUCAAUCCUUUGGUUGAUGAUUUUUACUUCUCAGCUCUGUUUGAUGAUGAUGAAUUAUUUCCCAUCUCUGAUGAGAAAUAUGCACAUGAAUUACAGCUCCAGGAGGCUCUAAUGUCAGCAGCAUUUUCAUCAAGGAAACUUUUCCCCGUUAAAGAGGAGAAAGAUCAUAAUAAUAUGUUCAAAACUACUGCAGCGGAUCGUUUGUUGAUGAAAAAGGUUAAGUUAGAAAAAGAAGAAGGUGAGUCUUCUUCUUCUUCUUCACUUGUAGUAGCUGCCGCCGGCUUCUGUCCAAUCUGCACUGAACCCAAAACGACAAGAGAGAUGUUCCGAAACGACAACUGUUCCCACUCGUAUUGCUCUGACUGUAUUGGUAGAUAUGUGGUUCUAAAGAUUCAGGACAACAUAUCUAUGGUCAAGUGUCCUCACCCCAACUGUAGAGGCGUUUUGGAGCCGCAGCUCUGUCGUUCCAUUGUCCCUGAGCAAGUGUUUGGACGCUGGGAAAAUGCUCUUUGUGAGUCGUUGAUUCUUGGAGCCAAGAAGAUAUACUGUCCUUUUAAGGAUUGUUUGGCUAUGAUGGUUGUUGAUGAUGGGGAGAUGUCUGUGACGGUAUCUGAAUGCCCCGGUUGCCAUAGACUCUUCUGUGCUCAGUGUAAUGUUUCAUGGCAUGAAGGGACUGAGUGUGGAGAGUUUCAGAGAGUGUCUGGGAAAAGUGGUUCAACAAAGAUUUCGUCUUCGGAGAAGGAAGAUAAGAUGGUGCUAGAGCUUGCCAAGAAAAAACAAUGGAGAAGAUGCCCCUCUUGCUGUUUUUUUGUUGAGAAAACAGAAGGGUGUCUUCACAUUUCAUGCAGGUGUGGAAAUGAAUUCUGCUAUGGAUGCGGAUCCAAAUGGUCUUCAAGCCAUGAUUGUUCUUCUAAUUAAGAGUAAGGAAAGGACUGCAAAACAAUGGACCAGGGAAGAAGAUGCAGAAGAAGAACAAUAUAUGCUAUUUUAACAUUGUUUUCUGAAAAUUAAUUGCUUGGAUUAUAAGUAUGCUUUUCUAAGACUUGAUUUUUCUGCCAUGUAUGCUGAUUUUUGACUGUCAAGUUGUCGUUUCUUUUCAAACCACUGAUCUUUUUCACGACUAAUUUCAGAAUUCACCAAUCCGAAACAAAUAACACGACUAAGCCAAUUUUUGGAUUAAGUAUUUAAAUGAAGGUUGCAUCUUUCGGCUUGUAUGUCAUUCAAUGAGAAAUUAGACAUUGACAAAAUGUCAUUUUAGCAUUGUUGUCUAAAGAUAAUUUACACAACAUAAUUAUAUUUUUUCUUCUGAUCAUGCAUCCACAUAUUAAAUCAUUUUGCAAGUCUGAAGUAUAAAAAUCUGUAGUAAAUUAGCACAUAUAUUCAUUAUUUUUUUUUUGAUUCACUGGCUGAAUUUGGGAGAAUGAGUCGAAGAUAAAAGAUAAAAUCCUACGGUGAAUUUGAUACAUUUAGAUUUUUAUAUUUAUCCUAUUUGAUUAUAUCAUUAUUUAUUUUCUGAAGUCUGAAGAAUUUAAUAGAAACAUAAAAAUAUUCUACGAG
Cannabis sativa is the source of this 1872-nucleotide messenger RNA. Its product is annotated as E3 ubiquitin-protein ligase RSL1. The record is from RefSeq and is a predicted model, not a curated record. The transcript is spliced from 2 exons. Gene Ontology annotation, cellular component: ubiquitin ligase complex; cytoplasm. Gene Ontology annotation, biological process: ubiquitin-dependent protein catabolic process; protein polyubiquitination; positive regulation of proteasomal ubiquitin-dependent protein catabolic process. Gene Ontology annotation, molecular function: ubiquitin protein ligase activity; zinc ion binding; ubiquitin conjugating enzyme binding. Bases 292 to 1233 code for a protein of 313 amino acids. NCBI's taxonomy places the organism in Eukaryota, Viridiplantae, Streptophyta, Magnoliopsida, Rosales, Cannabaceae.